Molecule: messenger RNA, 1860 nt
Organism: Medicago truncatula (barrel medic)
Lineage: Eukaryota; Viridiplantae; Streptophyta; Magnoliopsida; Fabales; Fabaceae
Product: heat shock cognate 70 kDa protein
Exons: 2
Coding region: 1-1860 (619 amino acids)
Molecular function (GO): ATP binding; ATP-dependent protein folding chaperone
Source: RefSeq, a predicted model, not a curated record
AUGAAGAGAAAAUACGACAGAGUUGCAAUAGGAAUAGACCUUGGCACAACGUACUCUUGUGUUGCAGUAUGGCAGGAUCAACACUAUCGAGUUGAAAUCAUUCACAACGACCAAGGCAACAGAACAACACCUUCUUUUGUUGCUUUCACCGAAAAUCAGAGGUUGAUCGGUGAUAAUGCUAAGAAUCAAGCUGCUUCCAACCCUCAAAACACUGUCUUUGAUGCUAAGAGGUUAAUUGGUAGGAAGUUUAGUGAUCCUGUUGUUCAAGAUGAUAUACUGUUAUGGCCAUUCAAGGUGACUGCGGGUGACAAUGACAGACCCAUGAUUACCGUUAAGUACAAGGAUCAGGAGAAACAACUCCAUGCUGAAGAGGUAUCAUCUAUGGUACUCACAAAGAUGCGAGAAAUUGCUGAGUCGUAUUUAGAAACAACUGUGACGAAUGCAGUUGUUACUGUACCUGCUUAUUUUAAUGAUUCUCAACGAAAAGCCACUAUAGAUGCGGGUGCCAUUGCUGGCCUCAAUGUUAUGAGGGCAAUGAAUGAACCUACUGCCGCAGCUGUUGCAUAUGGCCUUGACAAGAGAACUGAUUAUGAUGGAGAGCGAAAUAUUUUUGUUUUUGAUCUUGGCGGUGGCACUUUUGAUGUGUCUUUACUAACGAUUAAGGGCAACAACUUCCAAGUUAAGGCCACUGCUGGCAACACUCACCUUGGUGGAGAAGACUUUGAUAAUAGAAUGGCGAACUACUUUGUACAAGAGUUCAAGAGAAAGAACAAAGUGGACAUUAGUGGGAAUCCAAAAGCCUUGAGGAGGUUGAGAACUGCUUGUGAGAGGGCAAAAAGAUCACUUUCUUUCCUUGUUGUUGCCACUAUUGAGGUAGAUUCUUUAUUUCAAGGCAUUGACUUUUCUUCAUCGAUCAAUAGGGCCAAGUUUGAGGAGAUGAAUAUGGAUCUUUUUAACGAGUGUAUGACGAUUGUUGGAAGCUGUCUUAUUGAUGCUAAUAUGGACAAGAGCAUGAUAGAUGAUGUUGUCCUUGUCGGCGGGUCUUCGAGGAUUCCCAUAGUACAUCAGCUAUUAAAGGACUUUUUCAAUGGAAAGGACUUGUGCAAGAGCAUUAAUCCUGAUGAGGCUGUUGCUUAUGGGGCAGCUGUUCAGGCUGCAUUGUUGAGUGGAGGCGUUAAGAACGCUCCAAAGUUGGUGCUGCAGGAUGUUACACCUUUGUCUCUUGGCAGGGGAGUGAUAGGAGAUAUAAUGGAUGUGGUGAUUCCUCGGAACACUUGCAUUCCUGUCAAUAAAACAAGACCCUAUGUAACAACUAAAGAUAACCAAAUCUCUGCCAAUAUUAAUGUUUAUGAGGGUGAGAGAGCAAGAGCCAGUGAUAACAAUUUGCUUGGUUGUUUUAAUUUGUUCGGCAUUCCCCCAGCUCCUUGCGGCUCCCCUUCUUCAAAUGUUUGUUUUGCUAUUGAUGAAAAUGGUAUUUUGACAGUUUCUGCUAAGAAUAAUGCUUCUGGCAGUUCAAAUAAGAUUACGAUAACCAAUCACAAAGAAAGAUUGUCGAGUGAGGAUAUUAAAAAGUUAAUUCAAGAAGCUGAGAAAUACCGUAUUGAAGACAAGAAAUUCCUAAGGAAGGCCAAAGCAGUGAAUGUAUUGGAUGACUACAUUUACAAAAUGGGAACUGCUUUAAAGAAAAAUGAUAUUAAUUUGAAACUCUCCUCAGAAGAAAUUGAGAAGAUUGAAUCUACAAUUGCUAAGGCCACGAAUUUGAUUGAUGAGAAUAACCAACAAGUUGAAAUAGAUGUUCUGGAGGAUCAUGUAGAGGGGCUUAAGAGUUGGAUGGAAUACAUUAUAGCUAAGACUAUUUAG